GGGGACAGGCCGGACGCCUUGGCUGCCCUGCAGGCUGCCAACGAGGAGCUCAGGGCCAAGCUCACCGACAUCCAGAUAGAGCUCCAGCAAGAGAAGAGUAAGGUCAGCAAAUUGGAAAGGGAGAAGAACCAGGAGGUGAAGCAGAUCAAGGAGCACGAGCAGCACAAAAGCACCGUGGUGGUCACCGAGCUCAAGGUCAAGCUCCAUGAGGACAAGAUGAAGGAGCUCCAAGCUGUCCGGGAAGCUCUGCUGAGGCAGCACGAGGCUGAGCUGCUCAGAGUGAUAAAAAUCAAGGACAAUCCAGAGACUUUGCUGAACGCCGUGCGUGAUGGAGCUCCUGACAAGGUGAAGACGGUGCUGCUCUCCGAGGCCAAGGAGGAGGCCAAGAAGGGCUUCGAGGUGGAGAAAAUCAAAAUGCAGCAGGAGAUCUCUGAGCUGAAGGGAGCUAAGAAACAAGUGGAGGAGGCUCUGACCAUGGUGAUCCAAGCUGAUAAGAUCAAAGCAGCAGAGAUCAGGAGUGUGUAUCACCUGCACCAGGAGGAGAUCACCAGGAUCAAGAGGGAGUGUGAGAGGGAGAUUCGCAGGCUGAUGGAGGAGAUUAAGUUUAAAGACAGAGCAGUCUUCGUGCUGGAGAGAGAGUUAGGGGUGCAAGCCGGGCAUGCUCAGAGACUACAGCUCCAAAAGGAGGCUUUAGAUGAACAACUGUCCCAGCUCAAAGAGUCUGACCGGCAUCUGAGCAGCCCCAAGCGGGAACUUCCUUAUGCAAGUGGUGCAGGAGACGCUUCAGAGCAAUCGGGAAGCCCCGAACAGCAGUUGGAUGAAAAGGAUGCACGGCGCUUCCAGCUGAAAAUCGCGGAGCUCAGCGGCAUCAUCCGCAAGCUGGAGGACAGGAACGCGCUGCUCUCGGAGGAGAGGAACGAGCUGCUGAAACGCCUCCGGGAAGCAGAGAGUCAGUACAAGCCCAUUCUGGACAAAAACAAACGCCUGAGCAGGAAGAAUGAGGAGCUGUCACAUGCCUUACGCCGGAUGGAGAACAAGCUGAAGUUCGUGACGCAGGAAAACAUCGCGAUGAGGCAGAGAACAGGAGCCAUCAGGAGACCAAGCUCCUUAAAUGACCUUGACCACAGCCAGGAAGAGAGAGAAGUAGAUUUCCUGAGACUGCAAGUUAUUGAGCAGCAAAACCUCAUUGAUGAACUCUCCAAGACCCUGGAGACUGCUGGCUACGUCAAGAGUGUCCUG
Acanthisitta chloris (rifleman) is the source of this 1239-nucleotide messenger RNA. Its product is annotated as janus kinase and microtubule-interacting protein 3. The record is from RefSeq and is a predicted model, not a curated record. The transcript has 7 exons. Gene Ontology annotation, molecular function: kinase binding; microtubule binding. NCBI's taxonomy places the organism in Eukaryota, Metazoa, Chordata, Aves, Passeriformes, Acanthisittidae. The annotation marks the transcript as partial.